Molecule: messenger RNA, 1995 nt
Organism: Stylonychia lemnae
Lineage: Eukaryota; Ciliophora; Spirotrichea; Sporadotrichida; Oxytrichidae
Source: the annotation of a GenBank genome assembly
AUGUUGAGGAAAAUAGUGUAGUCAGCUAAGAGGAAAUCUUAUCAAGACCAGGAGGAUGAACGAAAUCAAUACGUCAACCAUUCAAGUUCCCCUGGGGACGAAUUUACCUUCGCUGCUGAAGACCCUAAAUUCUACUAGAGGCCAGAGUUCAAUCUAGUUAUGCUUAUAGUCUCACUUAUCACUGCCAACGCUCUUUAUUAAUACGUUGCAUUGCAAACAUGUGAGUACGACGGACUAUAUGAAUGCAUAGAUAAAUUCCUAUUGCCCAAUCUAGCAGAAUGUCUUAUCCUUACUGGUAUUUCAGCCUUAAUUUUCACUGCAGUUUUAUAUGUAAACUUAUCUUGCAAGAACAAGACUAAGCUGACUAUUUUGGUAUUAGUCCUUGUCAAUAUCUUUCUGAUGUCUAUUACAAACACUACUAUCGCUAAGAACAAGUUUGGUGGCAUGUAUGGAGUUGCCUUCAUUCUCUAUGUGAUCAUCUUCACCAUAAUUUUGUCAAUUAGGAGGUGUAUACUUUCAAUUAAGCCCUAUAUGAAUCUGAGAAGAUUGCUUGUGCUUAGCUUUAUAGUGCUGCUCUAUUUUAGGUUUUCAUUUUCCACCAAAGUCAUGAGAAGUUGCGAUAACUGGGAAAAAGGUUUGUUUGGAGAGAUGAUCCAUUCUGAGAAGUAUUGCCACAUCCCUCCACCCAAGAUAUGCAUGUACGAGUUGACUGAUCGUAUUCAAGAUUUUUCAUUCAUUGACUGCUCCAAUAGACUUGCUGAUGAGGCAGUUAUUGAGAAAGCUUUUGGAAUCAAGGAACCGUUUGUAGGUCUUGCUGAUACCACACAGUUUACCUAAUAAGAAAGAACAUUCGAUCGAUUCCCUUAUUCUGUUUAUAAGCAUUCUAAGGGUUAUUCAAGCUAUGAUGAAGCUAAAAAAGCAGGGCAUGAAAUGAUUGUUGAUGUCAAGGACUCAAGACUCGACAUUAUAGUCAACAGAAAUGAAAAGUUAGUUGAAGAGAGAAAAAAACUCUAAAAAGGACCAAGAGCACUAAAUGAUAACUUGAUCGUUAUAUUCGUUGAUGCCUUAUCCCGCUAGAGAGCUCACUUCAAGAUGCCCGAGACCAUGAAGUUCUUUAAGAGCUAAGACACCUUGGAGUUUUAUAGAUUUCACGGUUACCACAAGAGAACCUACGAGAACGCGUUAAUGUACUUAUAUGGAAUGUCCGUAGAUGAUUUAGGAGGAGACGUCAGAGAAAAUAAAAAUCAAUCAGUUGUAGAGUUCUUCAAAGAGUAAGGAUAUAUUGUUGGGCAUGCAGGAAAUUUGUGCGAGUCAAAUGUAUUCGAACAGGGUGAUUGGAUUAUGAGAUAUAUAAAAAAUAGCAUCGCAGAUCAUGAGAGUCUUUCCCACGCUUGCGACCCCCACUAUCACAACCCAGAAAACAGUUUCGGUCCAUUCUAAGGUCCAUUCUCAAUCGUGAGAAGAUGCAUCUACAAGCGUGACACAUUUGAAUAUGUCACUGAUUUCGGCAAGAAGUUUAUGUCUACCUAUAAAAAUGAAAAGAAAGUCAUGAUGCUUGACUUUAUUGACUUCCAUGAGGGUACUGGCGAAGUGGUGAACUACCUAGACGCCCCUCUUGCCAAGUUUUUGAAUGAGAUUUAAAACGAGGACACCACAAUCAUGCUAAUGAGUGACCAUGGAUUCCACAUGGGAGGCUUGAAGAUUGCAGUAGCAGGCUAUGAGUACACCACUGAACUCCUGCUACCUGCCAUGAUGGUCUCUAAUCUGAAGGGACUCACUUAAACAUAGUAAACCAACAUCGAAUACAACUAACAGAAACUAAUCACUCAUAAAGAGCUAUUUAAUUUCUGGAAGUUCUGGGCUUCUGGGAAAGAUGACCACGAUCUCAGUUUUGUCUCAAAGAUGCCGGACGACAGUGAAACUUGCCAUAAAAUUGGAGAAUUCUGCAAGUGCCAAAACUUUCAAAGCACCCCACCAGGCCACUCUUCACUUUGA